AUGGUUCUCUCUGAGGACUGGAACACUACAGAAUUUCUUUACAACUCUUCGUCUGGGAACCUAACCUUGGAAGAUGCCGUGGAGAGGGAGCAUCCUUUCCUCACGGAUGCCUGGCUGGUACCACUCUUCUUCUCUCUAAUCAUGCUGGUGGGGCUAAUAGGAAACUCUCUGGUCAUCUACGUGAUUUCCAAACACAGGCAGAUGAGAACUGCAACUAACUUCUACAUAGCUAACCUAGCAGCUACUGACAUCAUCUUCCUAGUAUGCUGUGUACCUUUCACUGCCACCCUCUACCCACUCCCUUCCUGGAUCUUCGGGGACUUCAUGUGCAAAUUUGUUGCUUUUCUUCAGCAGGUGACGGUCCAGGCUACGUGCAUCACAUUGACCGCAAUGAGUGGCGAUCGCUGCUAUGUGACAGUAUAUCCCUUAAAAUCUCUACGUCACCGAACACCCCGCAUUGCCAUGAUUGUUAGUAUCUGCAUAUGGAUCGGCUCUUUCAUUCUCUCCACACCAAUUUUCCUGUAUCAAAGAAUUGAGGAUGGCUACUGGUACGGACCAAGGCAAUACUGCAUGGAGAGGUUCCCAUCGAAGACCCACGAGAAAGCCUUUAUUCUUUACCAGUUCAUAGCUGUCUACCUCCUGCCUGUCCUUACCAUCUCUUUCUGCUAUUCCUUCAUGUUAAAGAGGGUGGGCCAACCUGUGGUAGAGCCUGUGGACAAUAAUUACCAGGUCCACUUGCUCUCUGAGAGAACUGUCACAGUCAGGAGCAAAAUCUCCAGAAUGGUGGUGGUCAUUGUCGUCCUCUUCACCAUUUGCUGGGGACCCAUCCAGAUCUUCGUCCUCUUUCAGUCUUUCUACCCCAAUUUUAAAAUCAAUUACGCGACGUAUAAGAUCAAAACUUGGGCGAAUUGCAUGUCUUACGCCAACUCUUCCAUCAAUCCAAUCGUCUACGGGUUUAUGGGGGCCAGCUUCCGAAAGUCCUUCAGGAAAACAUUCCCCUUUCUCUACAGACACAAAGUGCGGGACAGCAGCAUCACCUCGCGAACCGCCAACGCAGAAAUCAAGUUUGUUGCAACAGAGGAGAGCAACAAUGAGAGGAAAUGA
This is a messenger RNA of Chanos chanos (milkfish), 1104 nucleotides long. RefSeq names its product KISS1 receptor a (gene kiss1ra). NCBI's taxonomy places the organism in Eukaryota, Metazoa, Chordata, Actinopteri, Gonorynchiformes, Chanidae. The record is from RefSeq and is a predicted model, not a curated record. Gene Ontology annotation, molecular function: G protein-coupled receptor activity. Gene Ontology annotation, cellular component: plasma membrane. The transcript has 5 exons. Gene Ontology annotation, biological process: G protein-coupled receptor signaling pathway. Bases 1 to 1104 code for a protein of 367 amino acids.